This is a messenger RNA of Symbiodinium natans, 318 nucleotides long. NCBI's taxonomy places the organism in Eukaryota, Dinophyceae, Suessiales, Symbiodiniaceae. The record is from the annotation of a GenBank genome assembly.
AUGGCUGGGAAAAAACGGAAGGCCGCCGAUGUCACUAGAGACAUCGAGGACUUGCAGUAUCGCCAGGAGAGAACGGAAUACCAGGUUGACUCCCUGACAAGGCGGGUGGAUCGGCUCGAACGUUCCACUGCGCUCGUUGUUGAGAACAGCCAGAAAGUGGAAGCUGUGUUUGCAGCGGCGGAAGAAACCCGGGCCUUCAAGACAGUCGCAAAGGGCUCAGCAGAGGCCCUCCUUGUGGAGCUGGCAGAACUUGUGGAGCUGCCUUACCCGGUCCCAGCAAGCACGCCGCAGCAAUGGCUCCAACAACAGGAACCGUAA